UUCCAAGACAGCCGCGGUCCAAGGUCUGCUCCUUCUAGGUGGACAUCAGCAGAUACCUAUCAGAGCGCUGUCACUCAUUAACGCGCUGCUCGGCGUUUGGACUCUCAGUCCGCACGCUUGCUCCCGGCAAGACCAUGAAGCUUCAGGUGGGUCUUAUUGUCGCAGCGGCAGCCUUGGCCGCCGCCAGCCCCUUCAGAGAGACGAGGAACAAGCUGCUGCUGAUCUCCUUCGAUGGCUUCAGGUGGGACUAUGACCAGGAUGUGGACACGCCAAACAUGGACCGGCUGGCGGUGGAAGGCGUCAAGGCCAAAUACAUCACGCCGCCCAUGCUGACGAUGACCUCGCCGUCCCACUUCACCACCAUCACAGGCAGGUGGGUGGAGGACCAUGAAGUCGUCCACAACAUGAUGUUCAACACGAAAACAAACCAGAAGGUUCCUCACAAGGAGACGCUGACCCGAUCUGAGUGGUGGGACAACGGACCCCUGCCGUUGUGGAUCACAGCUCAGAACCAGGGCUUGAAAACCGCCUCCUUCCACUUUCCGGGCGGCGGGGCAAACUACAGCGGGCAGGGCGUCAACCGAGCGUUGGUAGAGGAGGCGGGACAUCCUGAUGACAACGAGACCGAAUGGCGGCAGAACAUCGACACGGUGCUGAGCUGGUUCUCUCAGGAGGACUUCCACCUGGUGACCUUGUACUACGGCGAGCCCGACAACGUGGGCCACGCCAAGGGGCCAGACCACCCCGACAGGCAAAAGAUCAUCCGCCAGAUCGACCGCACCAUCGGCUACCUGAGUGAGGCUAUUGCUCGCCACCGCCUGAACGACCGCCUGAACGUCAUCAUCACGUCCGACCACGGCAUGACCACCAUCAAGAAGCGCCCCCUGGUGGAUGAGAUUGUCCUCAACAAGUAUGUGAACCUGCUGAAAUUGGCCAGCUUCGAGAUCCUGGACUAUGGUGGAUUUGGGAUCCUGACGCCGAGGCCCGGCAAGGAGCAGGAAGCGCUGGAGGCGCUGUCCAAGGCGCCCAACUUGACGGUGUACAGGAAGGACGACAUGCCGGAAAGCUUCCACCUGGCCAGGAGCCGCCGCCUCCCUCCCGUCAUCGUGGUCGCCGACCUCGGAUUCAACCUUAACUCUAGAUUCAUCGUCUACGUCAACAAGGGCGACCACGGAUACCAUAACGGCGAGAUGGACAUGAAGAUGAUCUUCAGGGCUUUUGGACCAGACUUUAAGAAGAACUUCCUGUCCGAGCCCUUUGACAGCAUCCACAUCUACCCGCUCAUGUGUCAGCUGCUCAACAUCCAACCGGCGCCGCACAACGGGUCGCUGCAGGCCACCCAGGACAUGUUGCUGCGUGGCGGAGGACCUCAAAGCGUGACGCUGUCCCUGGUGACGCUCAUCUCCAUCCUCGUCGUCACGCUCCUCUAACCUCGACCCGAGGUCACACUUGCGGGUUUAAGAAGACGACCAGGAAGAUACUUCUUCAGAAUUGACCUACAAGAUUCUCUCAUUCUGAAAUCUGAUUGGGAGCUGGUUAUUUAUGUUCUUUGACAUCUUCGUGCGCCACAUUAAACAUAAAGUAGAGGGUCUUUUUUAAGUAAUUUACUGAUUUGAUUACAAAUGUAUGCAUACAUCUAUAAAGGCAGCAAGCGUGUUCCCACCAUACACAAAACUAAACUUACUCACACGUAAAUAUUAAUUGGUCAACAUUGUACAAAAAGACUUUUGUCUAUUUUCACCAUAAAACGGUGAAGUAACAGUGAACUUUGACCUCAUGGGCAGCUCAUAGUGACGUCUCUGUGUCAGCGACCCUCGCAUCUCCUCCGCCGCCCACGACAACGCUGGCAAGAUUCUCCUGGCUGGAAGAUACCAUGACAUUAUCAGUGACAUCAUCAGUUUAGUUAUAAGAGACAUCAUCGGUGAUAUGAGUGCAUUCUUUAGUGAUGUCAUUGUGACAUCAUAAAUGACAUGACGAUGACAUAGGUGACAUCAUCAGUGAACUCAUCCGUAUCAUAAAAAGUAACAUGGUGAUGACAUCAUCAAAAACUUUGUCAGUGACAUAAUCUGUAACACUACCAGUGAUGUCAUCACUGACAUCAAUUACUAAAGUGAUGUUGUCAGUGACAAUAUCAAGGAUUGCAUUGUGACGUCAUAAGUGAAAUGAUGAUUACAUUAGCGACAUCACCAGUAAUGUUGUCAGUGACAUCAUCUGUAACACUAACAGUGAUGUCAUUACUGACGUCAAUUGCAUAAGUAAUGUUGUCAUGGCCAACAUCAAGGAUAGCAUUGUGACAUCAUAAGUGAAAUGAUGAUUACAUUAGCGACAUCACCAUUAAUGUUGUCAGUGACAUCAUCUGUAACACUACCAGUGAUGUCAUUACUGACGUCAAUUGCAUAAGUGAUGUUGUCAGUGACAAUAUCAAGGAUUGCAUUGUGACAUCAUGAGUGAAAUGAUGAUUACAUUAGCGACAUCACCAGUAAUGUUGUCAGUGACAUCAUCUGUAACACUACCAGUGAUGUCAUCACUGACAUCAAUUACUAAAGUGAUGUUGUCAGUGACAAUAUCAAGGAUUGCAUUGUGACAUCAUAAGUGAAAUGAUCAUUACAUUAGCGACAUCACCAGUAAUGUUGUCAGUGACAUCAUCUGUAACACUAACAGUGAUGUCAUCACUGACAUCAAUUACUAAAGUGAUGUUGUCAGUGACAAUAUCAAGGAUUGCAUUGUGACAUCAUAAGUGAAAUGAUCAUUACAUUAGCGACAUCACCAGUAAUGUUGUCAGUGACAUCAACUGUAACACUACCAGUGAUGUCAUUACUGACGUCAAUUGCAUAAGUAAUGUUGUCAUGGCCAACAUCAAGGAUUGCAUUGUGACAUCAUAAGUGAAACGAUCAUUACAUUAGCGACAUCACCAGUAAUGUUGUCAGUGACAUCAUCUGUAACACUACCAGUGAUGUCAUCACUGACAUCAAUUGCACAAGUAAUGUUGUCAGUGACAAUAUCAAGGAUUGCAUUGUGACAUCAUAAGUGAAAUGAUGAUUACAUUAGUGACAUCACCAGUAAUGUUGUCAGUGACAUCAUCUGUAACACUACCAGUGAUGUCAUCACUGACAUCAAUUGCACAAGUAAUGUUGUCAGUGACAAUAUCAAGGAUUGCAUUGUGACAUCAUAAGUGAAAUGAUCAUUACAAUAGCAACAUCAUGCGGACUGGACACUGGCCGGGAGUGGAGUCGGCUGUCCUAGUUGCUUUGUUGGGUCUGCUCCUGUCUCUGGCCAUCCUCCCUCCACCCCAGCGGACGAUGGCGUGGAACACCGCAGAGGCCACCACAGUGGAUAUGUUUCUUUUACUUUUUAUUCAUAGCUGUAUGUAGAAGUGUCUGGUUGUAUCUGCUGCUUUAAUGUCUUUAAUGUCCUCUGUGUUCUUUGAUGUUUGAUGUUUCCCUCUUACACACAUGUAAGAGGGGUGUGUACUAUGGCUAUGAGUUGUUGUUUUUUUCCCUUGGCCUCAGUCUGCACCCCCUCUCCAGGGCCCAGGCUAAGACCGAUUUUUUUAUUUUAUUUUAAUCUUCUAUUUUUUUCUCCCCCCCUUGUUUACCUGUAUCUAAUUUUUUUUGUAAAGGGCGCUGGAAGCCGGCAGACCCGUCAGCGAUCCUGUUCUGUCUCCCUUUAAUGUUUGUCUGAUCUUGAAUGGGAUUGUGCUGAAAAUUGUAAUUUUCCUGACGGAAUAAAUAAAGUACUAUCUAAUCUAA
Nerophis ophidion (straightnose pipefish) is the source of this 3749-nucleotide messenger RNA. RefSeq lists its product as uncharacterized. Bases 135 to 1430 code for a protein of 431 amino acids. The transcript is spliced from 5 exons. The record is from RefSeq and is a predicted model, not a curated record. NCBI's taxonomy places the organism in Eukaryota, Metazoa, Chordata, Actinopteri, Syngnathiformes, Syngnathidae.